GAGGCAGGGAGGGAUCGGCGAGCCCCGGUUUGACAGGAGGAGGGAGGCCGGCAGCGGGAGCCGCCGGCGCGGGGCCGGGGAUGGCGUCAGCGGCGGCGUGAGGGGACAGCCCUGCCCGGCCCUGCCCGCACCAUGGGCAGCGCCGACUCCAAGCUCAACUUCAGGAAGGCGGUGAUCCAGCUCACCACCAAGACCCAGCCUGUGGAGGCCACGGAUAAUGCCUUUUGGGACCAGUUCUGGGCAGACACAGCCACUUCAGUGCAGGAUGUCUUUGCUCUUGUACCAGCUGCAGAGAUCCGAGCAGUGAGAGAAGAAUCACCUUCAAAUUUGGCAACUUUGUGUUACAAGGCUGUGGAGAAGCUGGUGCAGGGAGCAGAGAGUGGCUGCCACACGGAGAAGGAAAGACAAAUUGUCUUGAACUGCUGUCGACUCCUCACCCGUAUCCUGCCUUACAUCUUUGAGGACCCAGACUGGAGAGGUUUCUUCUGGUCAACUGUCCCUGGGGCAGGCCGAGGAGGGGAAGGAGAUGAAGAUGAUGAAAAUGCCCGGCCGCUGGCCGAGUCCUUGCUCCUCGCUGUCACAGAUCUGCUCUUUUGUCCCGACUUCACUGUGCAGAGCCACCGGAGGAGCACGGUGGACACAGCAGAAGAUAUCCACUCCAUUGACAGCUGUGAGUACAUCUGGGAGGCAGGAGUGGGCUUUGCUCAUUCUCCACAGCCCAACUACAUCCAUGACUUGAAUAGGACAGAGCUGCUGAAGCUGCUGCUGACCUGUUUCUCUGAGGCCAUGUACCUGCCUCCCUCCUCAGACAGCAGCAACACCAACCCCUGGGUACAGUUUUUCUGCUCUACAGAGAACAGACAUGCACUCCCACUCUUCACCUCGCUCCUGAACGUUGUGUGUGCCUACGACCCCGUGGGUUAUGGGAUUCCUUACAAUCACCUGCUCUUCUCCGACUACCGCGAGCCGCUGGUGGAGGAGGCGGCCCAGGUGCUGAUCGUCACCUUGGACUAUGACAGCUCCACCAGUUCAAGUCCCACCGUGGAUGGCACAACCACUGGCACAGCCAUGGAUGAUGUGGAUCCUCCUGGACCAGACAAUCUGUUUGUGAAUUACCUCUCAAGGAUACACCGGGAGGAGGAUUUCCAGUUCAUCCUGAAAGGAGUGGCUCGCUUGUUAUCAAACCCACUGGUCCAGACCUACCUGCCAAACUCUGCCAAGAAAAUACAAUUCCAUCAGGAACUCCUUGUCCUCUUCUGGAAACUCUGUGACUUCAACAAGAAAUUCCUCUUCUUUGUGCUGAAGAGCAGCGAUGUUCUGGACAUUCUUGUCCCAAUCUUGUACUUUCUCAAUGAUGCCAGAGCAGACCAGUCACGAGUGGGCUUGAUGCACAUUGGGGUGUUUAUCCUCCUGCUCCUCAGUGGGGAGCGUAACUUCGGGGUGCGACUGAACAAGCCGUAUUCUGUACGAGUGCCUAUGGACAUCCCUGUCUUCACAGGGACACAUGCAGAUCUGCUCAUCAUAGUCUUUCACAAGAUCAUCACCAGCGGGCACCAGCGGCUGCAGCCCCUCUUCGACUGCCUGCUCACCAUCGUUGUGAACGUGUCUCCAUACCUGAAGUCUCUCUCCAUGGUGGCUGCUAACAAGUUGCUGCAUCUCUUGGAGGCUUUUUCCACCACCUGGUUCCUAUUCUCUGCUGUCCAGAACCACCAUCUCGUUUUCUUCUUGCUGGAAGUUUUCAACAACAUCAUUCAGUACCAGUUUGAUGGGAACUCCAAUUUGGUCUAUGCUGUUAUCCGCAAGCGGAAUGUCUUUCACCAGCUGGCCAACCUGCCCACGGACUCCCAGUCCAUCCAGAAGGGGCUGCAGCGCAAGAAGAAAAGCCCUGAGCCCAUUUCCCGCACCAACUCCCAGGACGGGGUCUCCAUGGAAGGCUCACGUCCCGCUGCCCCUGCUGAGCCAGGGACGCUGAAGACCAGUCUGGUGGCUACUCCAGGGAUUGACAAGCUCACGGAGAAGUCACAGGUGUCAGAGGAUGGGACCAUGCGUUCCCUGGAGCCUGAGGCUUCCCAGCUGUCACCAGAGGGAAACCCUGCAGCCCUGAGUGAUGGGGAGCCCUGGAGUGGGGAGGCAUCACAUUCCUGGCGGGAUCGAAGGCGUCUCUCUAGUGCAUCCUCCAGUGGACAGUGGACUCCAACUCCUGACUGGGUGAUGUCUUGGAAGUCAAAGCUCCCCCUGCAGACAAUCAUGCGGCUCUUACAGGUGCUGGUCCCUCAGGUGGAGAAGAUCUGCAUUGACAAGGGUCUCACGGAUGAGUCGGAGAUCCUCAAGUUCCUGCAGCAUGGCACCUUGGUGGGGCUGCUGCCAGUGCCUCACCCCAUCCUCAUCCGCAAGUACCAGGCAAACUCGGGCACUGCCAUGUGGUUCCGCACCUACAUGUGGGGAGUUAUUUAUUUGAGGAAUGUGGAUCCCCCGAUCUGGUAUGACACAGAUGUUAAGCUGUUUGAAAUUCAACGGGUCUGAAGAGAACACUUACCUCUACUGAGAGAAACACACUGGAUCUAAGGACUGUGGCGUGCUGCUUCAUCACAGCUAUUCCUGCAUUUCACGUCCAGCUGAGAGACCAAAAGGACAAUCACUUCAUUUACCUCCCUGUCAUUUAAAGCUUUAAUCGGGACCUGCUUGGGCAUCCCUUCCCCCAGCUCACUUCUCUUCCCUCACCCUUCACCACGAACCUUGAGUUAAAGAUAUCUAAGGGAUUGUCCAUUGUUGUGGUUGCACUAGAAAUCAGACUGUUCUUAGCUCCUCUGUUACUCUUUUGCUUCUGGAUGUGGUUUGGAAACCAAUCUGACCCUGUCCUUGCCCUGGUCAGAGUCAGCAUUUAAUUGAAAAAUACUAGCUGUAAAUUGGGUGCAAAGGGAGAAGCUGCUAUUGCUGCAGGAGACAGGGUUUGGAAACUGCAGUUACUUCCAUGUAGCUCCAUGAAGUUUCCAGGGCAUCCCUUCUGGCUGCAGGUCUCUCCCUGGUGUCUCAGUUGCAUAUAGGGAAGUCUUUCCCACCUAAAUGAAAGGAGAAGAUGUUGAAGGAGAAUUUUGUGUCUCAGUUCUGAAUCUCUCUAGUCCUUUCCUGGAAAGCUGCUUGAGAAGUUUUGUUGGUGUGGCUCAGAAGUUUUUCCUCAGCUUCCAGGCCCAGCAGCCUGGUGGACUGUUGCAAAGGAGCCUGUCUUACUUUUAAGUUUAAUCCAGAGGAAGGAAGGGACUGACUCAGUGAGAGCAAGGAGAAGAGACCUGACUUCACUCUUUUAAGUCUUCUCCCACUGGCUGAAAGGACAGUGUCACCUGGGUUUGAAAGGAACCAUAUCCUUCCAUCUUUGCCUGGCAGGCUGAUGCAAUGCAGGGAGCAGAAGGGUCUUUUGCACACUACUGUUAAGGCAAGGGUUUGAGGGAGGCACUCAGGGAAGUUGUAGGAGGAAUUUGGAAGUUGUAGGAGGAAAAGCAUCUCCAUGUCAGUAGGGAGUGGAGAGUGCUGAGGCAAAGUUGAAUUCUUCAGGGCAUUUUGCUUAUUGACCAAGUUAUUGGAUCUUGAAUGUAUUGGGUCCCAAGCACGUGUACAUUUUGGGAAGCCAGAGUGGAAAUUGGUGGGAGAUCCGCUGUUGCUGGCUUGGUCCAGCAUUGUGGGGUUACACAUUGGUGAGUGGAGACACCCUGGAGUUUGAGUCAAAUUUCAUGUUCUGCUGGGAGGGGCUGCUGUCUUAGACUCACGUGGUCUUCAGGCACUGAAAUGUGAGGGGUCCUGUCAUGAACUGAGACCUUUCCAUCAAAGCAUAAUCCUUGGUGCUCUUUUUAUUCAGGUUCUUGGGAGGAUUGCUGGCCAUGAGCUGUUUGCCACAGGUUAGACCCAGUGGCAUCACUGCAUGGAAACAGGUCUGUCACAUUAGGCACAGGGACAGUGUGACACACACUCUGUGACUGUAACCCUGGCCUAAGCUCUGCAGCUGCAGUGGUAACAGCAGGACCAUCCUCUCCCAGAGAGCUGCUCCAGUGUGCUGCUGGCUCCCACUGGCCUGUACUCAGGUGGUUUCCUCCUCUGGGCACUGAGAGAGAAUGGAGUCCCAGGCCAGUAGAAAGUGAAAUAAAAUUGAAACGGUUUUCUGAAGGGUAAGAAAUAAGUGAAAUAGAGAGAGGUUAUUCCCCCACCUGCCUCCCAUCUCCAACCCACUUUGCCACCCAGCACUUCUCCCAUCCUGACCCCACCUCUGUUCAGGUGUAAACAGGGUGAGGGCUCUGUUUCACUUGGAGAAUCUCCUGUACAAGAAUGUGAUUUGGUGGGGCCAGACUCUGAUUGUAUGGCACUUGCACCUCACAGCUGGAACGGGGCCUCCCGUGUCCCCUGUGCUUUGCCUCUUCCCUCCCAUGGAUCUGCUGGUUCUCAUGAUCUCUUCCGUCCUCUCUUUUCUGCUUUGUUUCUUUGUGAGUUCCUCUGGAAGCCUUUUUGUUUGUUUCUUGGUGUUUGGAGUCUGAUCCUUGUUCUGUGGAAAUCAACUUGCACUGUAAACUCUUUGCUUACUUAUGGACAGAAAGAUAAAGAUUAACUGAAACAUGCACUUGGGUACUUUUUUUCCCCCUUCUCCAGAGGGAGGUUUAUAAUCUUGUUUGUUUUAUGUGAUUUGUGCCACUAGGGGACCAUGGGCUGGCUUCCUCUGCAGUGGUAAUUUUGUUUUAUAACCAAAAAUUAAGAUUUGACUCUUGGAAAUGAGCCUGAAUUGUGUGGGUUUGGCCAUUUCUGUGUUUAUAGCAUCAUCAAAGAUCAAACAGGAUCAAGUCUCCUGUGUUAGUGAACCCUUUGCUAAAGCCUUUGUGCAGUUGAGACCUGAAAAACAGGCACCCUGGCCCUGGGGGUUGUUAGGAAAGGACAUGGAGGGCCUUGACUGUUUAUCUGAUCUGUGGUGGCUGUAGGUGAGAGUUGGAGCUGGUGGGCUUCAUUCCUGUCCAUGCUGAUCAUGUCUUCAGUCAUGUAUUCACUGUUCAUUCCAAAGUCACCUGCUCUGUGAAAGCUCAGUGACUUAAACCAGUGUUUUAUCCAUUAAACUGGAUAAAAUCCA
Messenger RNA from Passer montanus (Eurasian tree sparrow), 5101 nucleotides. It is a transcript of the gene HID1, whose product is annotated as HID1 domain containing. The record is from RefSeq and is a predicted model, not a curated record. The transcript is spliced from 20 exons. Lineage: Eukaryota; Metazoa; Chordata; Aves; Passeriformes; Passeridae. Gene Ontology annotation, cellular component: Golgi trans cisterna; Golgi medial cisterna; membrane. Bases 133 to 2523 code for a protein of 796 amino acids.